Molecule: messenger RNA, 2040 nt
Organism: Diaporthe amygdali
Lineage: Eukaryota; Fungi; Ascomycota; Sordariomycetes; Diaporthales; Diaporthaceae
Product: methylenetetrahydrofolate reductase
Exons: 1
Coding region: 1-2040 (679 amino acids)
Biological process (GO): tetrahydrofolate interconversion
Cellular component (GO): cytosol
Molecular function (GO): methylenetetrahydrofolate reductase [NAD(P)H] activity; FAD binding
Source: RefSeq, a predicted model, not a curated record
AUGGACAAAAUCACGGACAAGAUCGCGGCUCUGCCGCCCGAUGCCAACUACUUCUCCCUCGAAUUCUUCCCACCCAAGACCCAGAUGGGCUUUGCCAACCUGCGAUCCCGUCUUGAACGCAUGGCCCGAGCCCUAAAACCGACCUUCGUCAACGUCACCUGGGGUGCUGGUGGCUCGACCGCGCAGAAGUCCAUGGAGCUCGCCGAGAUCUGCCAGCGCGAGCUUGGCCUGACAACCUGCCUGCACCUGACGUGUACCAACAUGAGCCGGCGACUCAUCGACAAGGCGUUGGAGGACGCGAAGGUCUUGGGUAUAAGGAAUAUACUGGCGUUAAGAGGUGAUCCACCGCGCAAGGAGGAGUACCGUGACGAGAACGAAGACGACGACCUCGACGGAAGCGACGAGUUCACGUGGGCGGUGGAUUUGGUGCGCUACAUACGGAAGAACCACGGUGACCAUUUCUGCAUUGGUGUCGCUGCAUAUCCUGAAGGCCACGCCGAUGAGAGCCAUCCCCUGGGCCAGAGUAUGGAGCACGACCUGCCGUCGCUGGUAGAGAAGGUUCAGGCUGGAGCAGAUUUCAUUAUGACGCAGUUGUUCUUCGACAUCAAGGCGUACGACAAGUUUGAGAAAACGCUUCGUGAGCACCCAAGCGGUGCCUUCAAGGAUACCAUCAUUAUUCCGGGCCUCAUGCCCAUACAGAAUUACCAGAUGAUCAAGAGGACGACGAAACUGAGCCAUGCCAGGAUACCUGACGAUCUGAUGGCGCGGCUGGAGGACGUGAAGAAGGAUGAUGAGCAGGUGAAGCAAGUUGGCGUUGACAUUCUCAGUGAGCUGAUCGAGCAGAUCAGGGAGAUAAAGAACAGGACACCAGGACCAAAGGGAUUUCACUUCUACACUCUCAAUUUGGAGAAGGCUGUCUCCUUUAUUCUUGAACGGACAGACUUGAUACCACUAGAGACACCGAAUGAGGAAGCGGUGAUGGACGACUUGAUACCUCUGGUGCCGAAGAUCGAAGUCAACGGCUCGGGAUCGAACCACUCUUCACAACAACAUCUCGCUAUCGGCCACUCCUCCCGCCGCCAGUCCAAUGUGUCAUCCGAGCCGCGCAAUCGCGUCAUCAUAUCUGGCGAGAAUCGCAACCCCUCCAACCCAGAGUACGAGGCCACACAGCUUGAAGCCUCACGGCCCUAUGACCCGGUCCACAGCCGGGUUAAUACCCUGGCUAUCUCGGAGGGCGAGGGCAUCCUUGGGCGCGAGGCAACAUGGGAUGAUUUCCCCAAUGGACGAUGGGGUGACGCUCGGUCGCCAGCGUACGGUGAGAUCGAUGGAUACGGUGUGAGCUUGCACAUGUCCGUGACUCAGGCGCAGAGGCUGUGGGGGGCUCCCAAGAAGGUGGAGGACAUCAACACUCUGUUCAUCCGCCACCUGAAGGGCGAGCUCUCGGCAAUACCCUGGAGCGAGGAAGAGUUCAACGCCGAGACUGGGACGAUUAAGGAGAAGCUGAUCGAACUCAACACGCGCGGUUGGUGGACGGUCGCAUCGCAGCCUGCUGUAAACGGGUUGCGGUCGUCGGACCCGACGUUUGGCUGGGGUCCGGCCAACGGAUUUGUCUUCCAAAAAGCGUUCGUUGAAUUCUUUUGCCCCGCUGACGACUGGAAGCGGCUGUACGAGAAGCUAUCAAAACCCGAAAUGAAGAACACCAUCUGGUUCUACGCGGUGAAUGCGGCCGGUGACUUCCUAUCGUCCGACUUCAGCGGCGGUCUGAAUCUUGAGGUGCAGGAGGCUGGCACGAACGCGGUAACCUGGGGUGUUUUCCCUGGAAAGGAGAUCAUCACGCCCACUAUCAUCGAAGAGGUCAGUUUCCGGGCUUGGUCGGAGGAAGCAUUCGGCAUCUGGGGCGAGUGGGCACAGGUCUAUGGCAAGGGCUCGGAGAGCUCCAACUUCUUGGAGAAGAUGAAGAGUGACUUGUGGCUGGUUAACAUCAUCCACCAUGAAUAUGUCGAAAAGGAUGCGCUGUGGGAACUCUUGGCGAGUUCAUAA